Magallana angulata is the source of this 1547-nucleotide messenger RNA. Its product is annotated as N-acetyllactosaminide beta-1,6-N-acetylglucosaminyl-transferase-like. The transcript is spliced from 3 exons. Gene Ontology annotation, cellular component: membrane. Gene Ontology annotation, molecular function: acetylglucosaminyltransferase activity. The record is from RefSeq and is a predicted model, not a curated record. Lineage: Eukaryota; Metazoa; Mollusca; Bivalvia; Ostreida; Ostreidae. Bases 107 to 1456 code for a protein of 449 amino acids.
CCAACAUAUGCACAUUGAUUAGAUAAGACAUUUGAUCAUGAAUGGUUACGAUGCAGACGUCUAAAAAUCGGAUAUUAACACAUAAAAAAGAAUCAAAAGGAUAGGUAUGCCAAGACAGCAGAUUAUUUUUUUCCUCCUCCCAACCAUUCUCAUAUGUACUGUUUUUGUAAUUAUCAUUGCACACUACAAUACCUUUCAAGGGAGACAUCGACCAAAGACUAUUAAAACAUAUGGAAAGCCGCUUUCAAAAGGACAAACAUUUCUUACCAAUAUGACAUUGAGAUAUGUACGUAAUCCUGGACCGAUGAAAAUAGUUCAGGACGUCGAUUGUCAGCAAAUCAUUGAAGGUAAAGACGACUAUAUCGCACAUGUGUCUGAACUGAUGAAAGAAAUGGAGUAUACUUUUCUAAGCGACAGUGAAAUUGAAGAGCUUGCGAUGAAUUGUGACAAGUUUUUGAAUACCUUUGACUCUAAUCGAUUCAUAGUGUCAAAAAUUGAACUAGAUUUUCCCAUUGCAUAUUCCAUUCUAACAUACAAAGAUGUUGUUCAGAUUGAAAAACUUCUCAGGGCUAUAUACCGGCCUCACAAUGUUUACUGCAUACACAUGGACCGUAGUUCCGGUCUUUCAUUGCAUAACGCCAUUAAAGCUAUUUCAAAAUGUCUGUCUAAUGUUUUCGUUGCAUCGACGCUGGAGGAUGUCAUCUACGAGGGUUAUUCUCGACUGAAAGCAGACCUCAACUGUAUGUCUGACCUCUUGAAUUAUUCAGAUGUAAAUUGGAAAUAUCUCAUCAAUUUACCUUCUCAAGAAUAUCCCUUGAAAACUAAUUCAGAAAUUGUGAAAGUGUUACAGACAUUAAAUGGAACAAACAGCAUUGAAAGCUAUUAUUACGAAGCAACACACUACCGAAUCAAUCAGACAUACCAAGAAAAUUACAAAACAUCCAAAUUGGAACUUACGGGAGAGAUCAAAGCUCCACCCCCUCAUAACGUAACGGUAGCCAAAGGGAGUGCAUACGGUACAUUUAGCAGACGUUUUGUGGAGUUUGCCUUGAGAAAUCCCAAAGCAAGGGACAUCCUGAAAUGGACUGAAGAUACUUUGAGCCCUGAUGAAACUUUCUGGGCCACUCUUGCUUUCAACAAAGACCUUGGUGCUCCAGGCAUACAAUACUCAGCUUCAGGGGUUCCAAACCCGAAAUCAUGGAUAACUGUUGGUGUGAUGUGGGAGUCCAAGGGACCAGCAAGGGAGGUCUGUCAUGGGAUGUACGUCCGAAAUAUAUGUGUUUUCGGAUUAGGAGACUUAAAUAAAAUAGUACAAGAAAAAACCCUUUUUAUCAACAAAUUUUAUCACUAUUAUCAACCUUUUGCCUUGAUGUGUAUAGAAGAGUGGUAUUUCAACAAGACGUUUUCAACUGUACCUUUUGGAAGUUAUUAUUAUAACCGUUUAAUAAAACCUUAAGAUAGUUACAUAUCUAUGAUAUCAGAAGUUGAAAUGUAUAGCUUUAUUCUAUAUUCUAUAGAAUUAACGGAGCUAUUUUUGUAUAUAUGAA